GGACUCGUGGGAAGAGUCUUCGUACUGAAACGAGCUGGAUGACUCCGGAGGAGUUUGUGAAGGAGGCGUCAUGUCCAGAUGCAGAUGCCACCUGGAGGAAGGACAUCCUGUAUGAAGGGGAACCACUCAGCAUCCUCAUAGAGGCAGACAUCUUGAAGAUCCACUCACUGCUGUGUAAAUGCGGACUGUGCAAACCAGAUAGUGAAGACCUGGAUAAUCAGAAAAACGACGAUGAGUGUUGCGUCUGUAAAGGUGCAGGAGAAGAAGAGUUGGUGGAGUGUGACCACUGCCCUCGCUCCUUCCACCAGAGAUGUCACCUGCCUCAUGUAGAGGACGACAUUUUAGGGUGAGCUUUGAUCGAAAACAGAA
Messenger RNA from Epinephelus moara (kelp grouper), 369 nucleotides. Its product is annotated as nuclear body protein SP140-like protein. Bases 39 to 350 code for a protein of 103 amino acids. NCBI's taxonomy places the organism in Eukaryota, Metazoa, Chordata, Actinopteri, Perciformes, Serranidae. Gene Ontology annotation, molecular function: DNA-binding transcription factor activity, RNA polymerase II-specific; DNA binding. The record is from RefSeq and is a predicted model, not a curated record. Gene Ontology annotation, cellular component: nucleus. The transcript has 3 exons. Gene Ontology annotation, biological process: regulation of transcription by RNA polymerase II.